UUGUAGUUGAGUAAUCAAUCCGAAGAGGAAGAAGAAGGAGGGAGCAAAUUUUGAAAAAAAAAAAAAUGGGGGAGGUGGAUAUGCAGAGAGUGAAGCUGGGAAGCCACGGUUUGGAGGUAUCAAAACUAGGGUAUGGCUGCAUGGGGCUUACUGGAAUCUACAAUUCUCCUGUCUCUGAAGAGGAUGGCAUUGCAAUAAUAAAGUACGCAUACAGUAGAGGGAUCACAUUCUUUGAUACCUCAGAUAUUUACGGUGUUGACCAUGCAAAUGAAAUAUUGGUGGGAAAGGCACUAAAGCAGCUGCCUCGGGAAAAGAUCGAAUUAGCCACAAAAUUUGGUAUUGCCAAAAUUGAACCUACCCAAGUUGUGGUGAAAGGCACCCCUGAAUAUGUUCGCUCCUGUUGCGAGGCGAGCCUGAGGCGCCUUGGUGUGGACUACAUUGAUCUCUACUAUGUACACCGGAUUGACACAUCAGUACCUAUAGAGGAAACCAUGGGGGAACUUAAGAAGUUGUUGGAAGAGGGUAAAAUAAAGUUCAUUGGAUUAUCUGAAGCAAACCCAAACACAAUAAGGAGGGCACAUGCUGUUCAUCCUAUCACUGCUGUACAAAUGGAGUAUUCUCUUUUUACUCGCGACAUUGAGGAAGAAAUAAUCCCAGUUUGCAGGGAACUUGGAAUUGGUAUAGUUCCAUAUGCUCCAACUGCUCGUGGGUUUUUUGGAGGAAAGGCAGCUGUGGAAAGUGUACCUGCAAAUAGUUUCUUGGAAUCACAUCCUAGGUUUACAGGACUGAAUCUAGAGCAGAACAAGAUCUUUUAUACUCGAAUAGAAGCAUUAGCUAAAAAGCAUGGAUGCUCCCCUAUCCAACUUGCGCUUACUUGGGUUCUUCAUCAAGGGGAUGGCGUGGUACCUAUUCCAGGAACGACCAAGAUAAAAAAUCUUGAUGAGAAUAUUGGUGCAGUGAGAGUGAAGCUCGAUGAGGAUGGUCUAAAGGAGAUUUCUGAUGCAGUGCCUGUCAAUGAGGUGGCAGGGAUUAGAACACAUGGAAGUUUUUACAAUGUCUCGUAUAAGUUUUCAGAUACGCCACUGCCAAAGGAUGCCAAGUGAUCUGCUGGUGGAAUAUUUGAUGUUGUUUUUGUGUUGUGCUGUCUUGUGUUUGUUGCUAUUGGAUGUCGCCUUUAAUUAGAAGAUUGUGAUGUGACGUUUUUUGUUACCAAUUAAUUGUAUAAUGCAAUAUUGACGCAGCGGAACAUACGGAGACUAGAUAUCGUUCUAGUAGAUGAAAGGGGCUCUCGAAUCCACGAGAAAAAUAGAACCUUGAAUCUACAAGGAAGAGAAAUAUUAUUGAAUGAAUGAAUAAAAGUUGUAUU
This is a messenger RNA of Camellia sinensis, 1366 nucleotides long. The record is from RefSeq and is a predicted model, not a curated record. Lineage: Eukaryota; Viridiplantae; Streptophyta; Magnoliopsida; Ericales; Theaceae.